Messenger RNA from Owenia fusiformis, 1049 nucleotides. Lineage: Eukaryota; Metazoa; Annelida; Polychaeta; Sabellida; Oweniidae. The record is from the annotation of a GenBank genome assembly.
AUGUAUCGAGGUCAUGCACUGAUUCAACAACCUAUUGAAGCUUUCUUUCAAACUACUAAACACCAUUGUCUGUUUCACUGCGUACAGAGAAGUUGUGUGGCAUUCAAUUACGACAAUGAUAACCAGCUAUGCGAGAUCCAUAUAGGUUUUGAAUCCGAUUGUUCAAUUGAGGCAACGGCGACUAAAACAUACUACUUCUCAGACGGGUUUGCUCCGUCUGACUGCCUCCCGCUUCCUGUUAGUUGUUCAGAAAUUUCAUCUCGAGGGGUCACACAAGAUGGACUCUAUGAGAUUCUUCCCCCGACGUAUUCGACCCCAUUGCAAGUAUACUGCGAAGAUUUAGUCGAUGGAGGGUGGGUUCGAAUUCAGCGACGGGAAGAUGGCAGUAUUGAUUUCUACCGAAAUUGGGCAGAGUAUAAAUCAGGAUUUGGCAGUGUGUCUGGUGAGCAUUGGUUGGGAAAUGAACAUAUCCAUGCUUUAACAAAUGGAUCUACUCCUACAAAGUUGAAAAUCAAGCUGACAUACUUCAACACGAAUGAAUACGAGGCAAUGUACACAAAUUUCACAGUUGGUGACGAAGCGAGCCUAUACACGGUCAAUGCACUCGGGUACAGUGGAAACGCAGGGGAUUGCUUCGGUGGGUGGUUAGCUUCUCCAGCUGAAGCGACUAAUGGCUACCCAUUCAGUACACAAGAUUCCGAUAACGAUGACGCUGUCACGAACAGUUGUGCAACUUUGUUCACUGGGCCUUGGUGGUACAAUGCCUGCGCCAUGUGCUCCUUGAAUGGACGUUACCCAACAGGGGGGACUUGUCCUGUCAGUGAUUCAGAUUGUAUGUGGUAUGAACAUAUAUCAUUGUCCUUGCCUAUUAAAUUCAGCACUAUGUUGAUUCAGUAGAAUAGUAUAUAACCCUAACUCUAUGUGCUCUUUGAAUAUACGUUACCCAACAGGGGGGACUUGUCCUGUCAGUGAAACAGAUUGUAUGUGGUAUGAAUUUAUAUCAUUGUCCUUGCCUAUUAAAUUCAGCACUAUGUUGAUUCAGUAGAAUA